This is a messenger RNA of Argentina anserina (silverweed cinquefoil), 2349 nucleotides long. Its product is annotated as FT-interacting protein 3-like. The record is from RefSeq and is a predicted model, not a curated record. The transcript has a single exon. Lineage: Eukaryota; Viridiplantae; Streptophyta; Magnoliopsida; Rosales; Rosaceae. Bases 1 to 2349 code for a protein of 782 amino acids.
AUGGCUAAUAAAAAGAAAGAAGAUUUCUCUGUCAAGGAGACCAAACCCUCCAUCCGUGCCAAGAAGCCAUUGAACGGUCCCACGACCUCCUUUGAUCUUGUGGAGGAGAUGUUAUAUCUGUAUGUCAGAACUGAGAAAGCCAAACUUGAGCCAGUUCAUAGUCUCCUCCAAGUUGAACUGAAGAUUGGGAACUACAGAGGAAACACGAGUCAUGCGCCGAAAAGUCCAGAGGGGGAAUUCUUGUGGCACCGGGUGUUUGCUUUCACCAAGAGCAGCCUUCAAGACACAAGUGUGCAGGUUCUGGUGAAGAGUGUAGGUGGAGUUGUCAUCGGCAAACGUAGCUUUGGUGUAUCAGAAGCAUUGAAGAGAGUACCACCUGAUCCUCCAUUGGCAGCUCAGUGGUAUCCACUGGUGGAUCCACAAGGGGAUAGUAAUAUCGUAGGAGAGUUGAUGAUGGCAUUUUGGACUGGGACUCAAGCCGAUGACGCCUAUAAUCUUGCUUCACAUUCUGAUGUAGCAGCCCCUUUAAGCCCUGAGGGUUUAUUAAGCAUUCGUCCGAAAGUGCAUCUUAUCCCGAGGUUUUGGUACCUCAGAGUUAAUGUAAUUGCAGCUCAGGAUCUGAUGAUUCCUGACAUCAACGACAGGGAACAAGCAGCGCAGAUUUUCGUAAAAGCUAGUGUUCUCAUGAAUCAUCAAGACAACAAUGUUCUGCGCUGUGACUUGACCACUAAAUCCUGUCUAACCAAGACCCGGGAUGCUAAGUGGAACGAGGACUUGAUGUUUGUGGUUGCGGAACCAUUUGAUGUACCUCUGUAUGUGGCAGUCUUUGAGCUGCUAAGGAGAGAUGCAACACAUCCUACUGAUCAGGGGGAAGAGAGAUUAUUAGGGUACUGUGAGAUUCCUGUAAAGACUGUGGGGAAGAGGAAUGAUACAUCACCUGCUACAAUUUUGUGGAAGGAUCUUAAGGUAAUGGAGAGUCAGGGGACCAAUGCGAGAUUCGCUAGCAAGAUUAAUAUGAGGAUCAGUUUGGAUGGAGGAUAUCAUGUUUUUGAUGAGCCUACUGAGUUUUCUAGUGAUCGUAGGCCAUCGGCAAAGGUACUGUGGAAAUCUCCAGUUGGGGUUUUUGAACUUGGAAUAAUGAGUGCCUCUGGAUUAUCCCAAGUGAACCCUAAGACUACUGUAGACACUUACUGCGUCGCCAAAUAUGGGCCAAAGUGGGUGAGGACAAGGACAGUUAUUGAUAAUUGUUCUCCAAAGUGGAAUGAACAAUAUAGCUGGGAAAUCUAUGAUCACUGUACAGUCAUAACUAUUGCAGUGUUUGAAAACAAUAAGUAUAUGCACAAAGGUGGAGAACGUCUUCCUGAUUGGGGCAUUGGAAAAGUAAGGAUUCGACUGUCCGAACUUGAACUUGAUAAAGUUUACACGAAUUCGCAUCCACUUGUGAAGCUAGAACCUCAUGGGGUGAAGAAGACAGGUGAACUUCAAUUGUCGUAUCGAUUUAGUUCUCCAUCUACGUUUAAUGUGUAUAGUAGUUAUUUAGAGCCCCUUUGGCCGAAACUGCAUUAUAAGCUCCCACUAUCGGUACAUCAGAUUUCCAAACUAAAGGAUCAAGCUAUCAAGCUUACAGUUUCAAAGUUGAAGAAGGCUGAGCCACCACUAAGCGAAGAGGUUGUGCGUUAUGUGUUGGAGGACAACAAAUUUCGUUUUAGUCUUCGGAGAGCUAGAGCCAAUUUCAUACGGUGUGCAAAACUUUUAAACAGUUUCUCAUUUUGCAAACAGCAGUUUGAUCGGUUGCGAAAUUGGACUAAUAUGAUGCAUACUAUUAUCUUUAUAAUUUGCCUCAACCUGGUCUAUUUCUUCCCUGCGAUGGCACUAUCCUCCAUGUUCUUCAUGCUUUGCGGUCUAGGGGCUUGGGGUUACCGGACGAGGCCUAGACAACUUCCUCACAUAGACACUGAGUUGUCUCAGGUUUAUAGUGUCCUCCCAGAUGAGAUUGCUGAAGAGUUUGAUUCAUUCCCAACAAGGGUACCUCGGGAGAUUGUGGUGGACAGAUAUUAUCGACUUGCAAAGAUAAUAUUCAACGCACAGACAAUGCUUGGUGACAUUGCAACUAUAGGUGAGAGAGUGCAGUCUAUGUUGAGUUGGAGGGAUAAAAGAGCUACUUUUUUUGUUCUGAUCUUCUUUUUCACUGCUGGGGUUUUGUUUUACGCUAUCCCUUGGAGCCUGGGGCUUGUUUAUGUCUUGACUAUAGCGUAUGUGUUCCUGCAUCCAAGGUUUCGUAUUGACCUCCCUUCAUAUUUCCAGAACUUCAUUGCGAGAUUGCCAUCAAAUAUGGACAGCAUGCUAUGA